Molecule: messenger RNA, 360 nt
Organism: Paramecium sonneborni
Lineage: Eukaryota; Ciliophora; Oligohymenophorea; Peniculida; Parameciidae
Source: the annotation of a GenBank genome assembly
AUGGUAUUUUAAUCCUAGAGUGGAUAUAUCUUUGGUGGAUAUUCUCCAUAUUAAUGGUUAUCUGAUAAGAGUUGGGUUUAAGAUGAUUCAUUAUCAUCGUUUUUGUUUUCGUAAACACAUGAUUAGAUAUAUCCUUUGAAAUAAGAAUAAAAAUAAUAUGCUAUUUGUUGUAAUUCUGGAUUUGGGCCUGCAUUUGGAGGAGGUUCGGAUCGAUAUAUAAACUCUGAUUUUAAAAGUGGUAAUUCUAAAUUAGGUGAUUCAUAUGAAUGGAAUAAAUAACAGAAAGAAGCUUAUAAUCAUUUAUUUGGAUAAGAUAAACCAAUAUUAGAAUGUGAAAUAUUUGAAUUGAAAUUUAUGUGA